Messenger RNA from Caenorhabditis briggsae, 1341 nucleotides. The annotation marks the transcript as partial. NCBI's taxonomy places the organism in Eukaryota, Metazoa, Nematoda, Chromadorea, Rhabditida, Rhabditidae. The record is from RefSeq and is a predicted model, not a curated record. The transcript has 8 exons.
AUGAUCGCCUGUUUUGUCAAGAAGCAUCAAGCUAUAGCAGGAAUUUCAAGGAAAUCUGUGAUUCCUAAUAUUUUGCUUCUUUUUAUGUUUAUCUAUUUUGUCAUUUAUACAAUAAGUGUCACAGGAAUUUAUGCGACGUUGAAUGUUCCAGAAGAUGAAAAAUUUGAACUUGUGAAGAAGAAAUACCCAACAUAUCUCGAAGGCUUCCGCUCUCUUCCCAACUUCUCUAUUUACGAUCCAUCCGGAUAUUUCGUCAAAUUUGUGAUCUACUCAUUGGUUGGAGGAAUCGCGGCGUUUUUUACACUAGUAUUGGUGCUUCUGAACAUUUCCAGAAUGUUAAGGAUUCUGAAGACAAAAAUGUCGGCGUCAACCUAUCAGAAGCACAAAUCCGCGAUUUUUUGUCUUUUGGCACAGUUUUCCACGUCGUCAGUUAUAUUUUUGCCGCCGAUAUUUUUUGUUUUUGUGAUUCUGAUGGGGGCAAAUGGAGCACAGUGCCAAAAUGGUAAGUGGCCAAGAAAUGGCUUGAUGAUGACACUGGCGACCACUGCAAAUUGCCUAAGAAUACCUGAUAUUCAUUUGGAUGGUUUUCUAGGUCACUUACCGUGGUGGCCUAACUUUCGCAAGUUGAGUUUUCUAGGCCAGUUGCUAUUGUGGCCUAACUUUUGCAGUAAUCGUCGAAUACCUGCUUGUCAUUGCUUGCUCCCACUCGACACUGAACGUAGUAGUGCUGAUAAUCACCUUUCCACCGUAUCGAAAAUUUGUAGGAACCAAAUUCUUUGGGAUCAAAAAAACUGGAAGUCGCUUCAGUCUGUUCACCAACAAGCAGAGUGUUUGUGGAGUGGUCAGUCUGGGAUAAUUAUCAAUUUUGGAAAACUUUAUUUUCCAAAAUCUUCAAAUGAAUUAUAUGUAAAAACCUUUGUCAAAUCGAGAAAAUUCAGAAAAUUAUUAAUUUUUAUUUUUUGGGUCCACACUUGUUUUGCAAACAAAAACAGUGCCCUUAACUUGCAGACAAACGAAAAACACUUGCAAAUUGAAGAUACUUGGCAACAUCUCAAAACUUCGAAAAACGUCCUCUGGGACUUCUACUACAUUUACGAGCAGCGUUGGGCGCAUAUCUACAUGGAUCAGUUGAUGGAAUUGACCGGCAAGACCGAGAGACAGGUCAGCGACAUUCUGCAGUAUUACCGUUCAAUUGACUACCAACAUGGGAUCAGGAUUCCAUGUCAAAAAUACACACCAACUCAGACUUACUAUCUCAAGAAGGCUUAUCGGGAAUCGAGAUAUGCUGGAAAGGACAAGACAACUUAUUUGGUCAAAAAGACGCGGCUCUUGAGGAAUCAG